Messenger RNA from Pan troglodytes (chimpanzee), 4927 nucleotides. RefSeq names its product TruB pseudouridine synthase family member 2 (gene TRUB2). Bases 28 to 1023 code for a protein of 331 amino acids. Gene Ontology annotation, biological process: RNA processing; pseudouridine synthesis. Lineage: Eukaryota; Metazoa; Chordata; Mammalia; Primates; Hominidae. The record is from RefSeq and is a predicted model, not a curated record. The transcript is spliced from 8 exons. Gene Ontology annotation, molecular function: RNA binding; pseudouridine synthase activity.
GUCCAGCGGGUGCUGUGAUCUUCAAGUAUGGGGUCUGCUGGCUUGUCGCGGCUGCAUGGGCUUUUCGCGGUCUAUAAGCCCCCGGGGCUAAAAUGGAAGCACCUGCGGGAUACAGUGGAGCUACAACUUCUGAAGGGUCUCAAUGCCAGGAAGCCUCCCGCUCCUAAACAGCGUGUUCGCUUCUUGCUGGGCCCCAUGGAAGGCAGCGAAGAGAAGGAGCUGACCCUCACAGCCACCAGCGUACCCUCUUUCAUCAACCAUCCACUGGUAUGUGGACCAGCAUUCACCCAUCUCAAGGUUGGCGUGGGACAUCGGUUGGAUGCCCAGGCUUCUGGAGUACUUGUGCUCGGCGUGGGACAUGGAUGCAGGCUCCUCACCGAUAUGUACAAUGCUCAUCUUACCAAGGAUUACACAGUGCGUGGCCUCCUGGGCAAAGCUACAGAUGACUUCCGUGAGGACGGGAGGCUGGUAGAGAAGACAACCUAUGACCACGUGACCAGAGAGAAGCUGGACCGCAUUCUGGCCGUUAUCCAAGGCUCCCAUCAGAAGGCCCUGGUGAUGUACUCCAACCUCGACCUGAAGACCCAGGAGGCCUAUGAGAUGGCCGUAAGAGGCCUGAUCCGGCCCAUGAACAAGUCCCCGAUGCUGAUAACUGGCAUCCGAUGCCUCUACUUUGCACCUCCGGAAUUCCUCUUAGAGGUGCAGUGCAUGCAUGAGACGCAGAAAGAGCUGCGGAAGUUGGUUCAUGAAAUUGGCCUGGAGCUAAAGACCACUGCUGUCUGCUCCCAAGUGCGGCGCACGCGCGACGGCUUCUUCACGCUAGACAGUGCCCUCCUGAGGACCCAGUGGGACCUAACCAACAUCCAGGAUGCUAUCCGGGCUGCUGCCCCUCAGGUAGCUGCAGAGCUGGAGAAGAGCUUGAGCCCGGGGCUGGACACCAAGCAGCUCCCCAGUCCGGGAUGGUCCUGGGACUCCCAGGGCCUGAGCUCUACCUUGGGGCUGCAGAGGGGUGCGGGGCAGUGAAUGCCCAGGCAGCUCCUGGGGCAGUGGAUGGAUAAAUAGAAGAACUGCUAUGAGCUGGACCUGAUAGCUGUGCAGAAAGUGAGAGCAGGGGCACCUUUUCUACGUGUGACACAAAACUCAAGCUGUAACAGAAAGAUCAAUGGACUUGACCCAACUGAGAAGGAAAAACUUCUGUAUGGAGGAAAAGACAGUAAACAUGACAGACUGAUAGAAAGUAUUGGAAGACCAGGCGUGGUGGCGGGCACGUGUAAUCCCAGCUACUCCCAAGGCUGAGGCAGGAGAAUUGCUUGAGCCCAGGAGUUUAAGGUUGUAGUGUGCUAGACGGCACCUGUGAAUAGCCACUGCACUCUAGUCUGGGGAACAUAUGAGACCCCUGCCAUCUCAAAAAAAAAAAAAAAAAAAAAAAAUUCCCAAUAAACUAUGUGCCCACGAAAAUUAAAAAUUAAAAAAAUUAUAAGUAUUUGCAGUGUCAUUAACCAAGGACUAAUAUCCACAGUAUACAGAGAGCCCUUAGAAAGCAAUAAGACAACGACAAAAUUAGGCAAAUGAGAUGAAGUGUGUAUCAGAAGAAAUCCAAAUGGCUAGUAAGCCAGAAAUGACACUCAACCUCCUUAAUACUGGAAGACAUACAUGAAAAUGAGAUGAUUUUUGUUGUUUUUCUGUUGUUGCCCAGGCUGGAGUGCAGUGGCGCGAUCUUUGCUCACUGCAGCCUCCCCUCCCAGGUUCAAGUGAUUCUCCUGCCUCAGCCUCCCAAGUAGCUGGGGUCACAGGCGCCCGCCACCACACCUGGCUAAUUUUUUGUAUCCGAGAUGAGGUUUCACCAUGUUGGCCUGGCUCAGCCUCCCAAAGUGCUGGGAUUACAGGCGUGAGCCACUGCACCUGGCCGGGACCUCAGUCUUUUAAAGGUCUUCAGUUUAUUGAAUGAGCUCCGCCCACAAUUGUGGUGGAUAAUCAGCGUGACUCAAAGUCUACCCAUUGACUGAUUGAAAUGUUAAUUGUUUUUUUGUUUUUGUUUUUGAGACUUGCUUUGUGGCCCAGGCUGGAGUGCAGUGGUGCGAUCUAGGCUCACUGCAACCUCCGCUUCCCAGGUUCACGCCAUUCUCCUGCCUCAGCCUCCCGAGUAGCUGGGACUACAGGUGCCCACUACCACGCCCAGCUAAUUUUUUUGUAUUUUUAGUAGAGAUGGUGUUGCACCGUGUUAGCCAGGAUGGUCUCAAUCUCCUGACCUCGUGAUCCACCUGGCUUGGACUCCCAAAGUACUGGGAUUACAGCCGUGAGCCACCACACCCGGCCUGUUUUGGUUUUUUUUUUUCUGAGACGGAGUCUCACUCCGUCAUCCAGGUUGGAGUGCAGUGGCACAAUCUCAGCUCACUGCAACCUCUGCCUCCCAGGUUCAGGCGAUUCUCCUGCCUCAGCUUCUCAAGUAGCUGGGAUUACAGGUGUGUACCACCAUGCCUGGCUAAUUUUUGUAUUUUUAGUAGAGACAGGGUUUCACCAUGUUGGCCAGGCUGGUCUGGAACUCCUGACCUCAGGUGAUCCGCCCACCUCAGCCUCCCAAAGCGCUGGGAUUACGCCAACCUCGGCCUCCCAAAGCGCUGGGAUGACAGGCAUGAGCCACCACACCCGGCCUGUUUUUGUUUUUUAGACAGGGUCUUGCUCUGUCACCCAGGCUGGAGUGCAGUGAUGCAAACAUGACUCACUGCAGCUUUGUCCUCUCAGGCUUAACCAUCUUCCCACCUCAGCUCCCAGAAUAGCUGGGACUGCAGGCGUGCACACAGUAUCUGGCUAAUUUAUUUAUUUAUUUUAUUUUAUUUUUGAGACAGGGCCUCGCACUGUCGCCCAGGCUGGAGUGCAGUGGCGCGGUUUCGACUCAUUGCAGCCUCGACCUCCUGGGUCAAGCGAUUCUUCCUGCCUUAGUCUCCGGAGUUGCUGGGAUUACCGGUGUGCACCACCAAGCCUGGCUAAUUUUUGCAUUUUUAGUAGAGACAGGGUUUCACCAUGUUGGCCAGGCUGGUCUCGAACUCCUGACCUGAGGUGAUCCGCCUACCUCGGCCUUCCAAAGUACUGGGAAUAUAGGCAUGAGCCACUGUGCCCGGCCUGUUUUUUUUUAGACAGAGUCUUGCUCUGUCACCCAGGCUGGAGUGCAAUGGCACAAUCUUGGCUCACUGCAACCUCCGCCUCCCAGGGUCAAGUGAUUCUCCUGCCUCAGCCACCCAAGUAGCUGGGAUUAUAGGCGUUCACCACCACGCCCAGCUAAUUUUUGUAUUUUUAGUAGAGAUGGGGUUUCACCAUGUUGGACAUGCUGUUCUCAAAGUCCUGACCUCAGGUGAUCUGCCCGCUUCAGCCUCCCAAAGUGCUGGGAUUACAGGCGUGAGCCACCAUACCUGGCCCACCUGAGAUCAGGAGUUCAAGACCAGCCUGGCCAACAUAGUGAAACCCUGUCUCUACUAAAAAUACAAAAUUAGCCGGGCGUGCUUGCACGUGCCUGUAGUCCUGGCUACCCGGGAGGCUGAUGCAGAAUAACUGGAACUCAGGAGGCGGAGUUUGCAGUGAGUGGAGAUUGCGCCACUGCACUCCAGCCUGGGUGACAGAAUGAGACUCUGUCUCAAAAAAAAAAAAAAAAAAAAAAGAACAGAACAAAAUCAGCAAUAUUUAGACAAGCAGAAUCCAACGAAAUGGUGAGGAAAGCUGGGUGGGAGUGGAGGGUAUCAGCAAAACUCAGUUCUUUGGAAAAAUUAGGUAACUUGAACGUAGGGCACAUGGGCUGUCACACCACCCCAUUUAGAGUCCUUAUUGGCAUAGAGAUGAUAAAAGUGGACUCUGUGAUGGCCUCUCAUGAUCUCAGGAUAGCAGGAUAGGGGAACUCUGAGUCAUGGCCAAAAUAUUUGGUCAAUGCACAGCCUCUGACAGCUGGGAAUACCACCCCAAAUCACUUGGAUAAGGAGAUGUUUUCCUUAUCCUGUGUCUUUAACUCUGAGAAGGAUGGAGUUGAACAAUCAACGAUUGUUAAAAAUGUACCAAAUGUGUAAGCAUCAUGAGGUGUUUAAGCUGAGCUUUUAAAUUAAAAUUCUGCUGGGCGUGGCGGCUCAUGCCUGUAAUCCCAGCACUUUGCGAUCCCCACACAGGAGGAUUGCUUGAGCCCAGAAGUUUGAGACCAGCCUGGGCAACACAAGGAGACCCUGUCUCUACAAAAAACAAACAAACAAACAAAAAGCCGAGGGUGUUGGUGUGUGCCUGUAGUCCCAGCUACUAGGGAGGCUGAGAUGGGAGGAUCACUUGAACCUAGCAAGUCAAGGCGGCAGUAAAUGGAGAUCUGUACUCCAGCCUGGGCAACAGAGUGAGACCCUAUGUCAGAAAAAAAGAAAAAGCCACCCAGCAGGCUGAGCGUGGUGGCUCACGCCUGUAAUCCCUGCACUUUGGGAAGCCAAAGCAGGUGGAUCACUUGAGGUCAGGAGUUCGAGACCAGCCUGGCCAACAUGGUGAAACCCUGUCUCUACCAAGAAUACAAAAAUUAGCUGGGCAUGGUGGCGCUUGUCUGUAGUCCAGCUACAGCUACUCCAGAUCUGGGCUGAGGUGGGAGAAUCAUUUGAACCCAGGAGGUGGAGGUUGCAGUGAGCUGAAAUCACACGACUGUACUCUAGCCUGGGUGACAGGGUGAGACCCUAUCUCAAAACAAACAAAAACCCCACCAGCAACCUUGCUGACAAAUCCACAGGCCCCCACGUCUGCCAAUUGCCUGCCUGUAUGAACUGGGCACCUGGGGGAGGGGCGUGGCCCCCAGGCUACUCAUCUUGGCUUUCGCAGCCGAAGGGCCUGGGUGGAACCUCAGCUUACUGUGUUUACUGACUGGGUAAUGUGGCCUCUGAAGCUGUCACCUAUCUAUAAAAUGGGGAUUAAAACGACA